Messenger RNA from Lycium ferocissimum, 2586 nucleotides. RefSeq lists its product as uncharacterized. The coding region runs from base 1 to 2586 and encodes 861 amino acids. NCBI's taxonomy places the organism in Eukaryota, Viridiplantae, Streptophyta, Magnoliopsida, Solanales, Solanaceae. The record is from RefSeq and is a predicted model, not a curated record. The transcript has 3 exons.
AUGGUGAAUACUACUGAUAAGCCACCUGAUAAAGGGAGGAAAGUUCAGAGUGAUCCACCCAUGGCCCUUAACUCUGAAGCGAAAGAUCAUUUUCAGCAUAAUAAAGUUAAUGAUCAAGACAAGGAGAAAGAUAUCCAAGCCCCCUCUCAAGUUAUAGAGAUUGAUCAGCAUAUUACUCAGAUAGAUGGGAGUGAAAACAGCAUGUCAAAAAACAAUGAAAAUACCUCUACUUGGGAAGAAGUUCAAGAAUCCAGCAAUAUUCACAACAACCUGCAGGAUCACAACAUGCCUCACAGUGCUUCCCCGUCGAAUAACUCUGACAAGCAGGAAGGAAUCUGUGAAAGCCUCCCACCUGAAACUAGUGCUCUGCCUGAUAUUAACUUGGUGGUGGAACUGGUUCCUCACAAGCAGCAGCAGGAAAUCACCGAGAAGAAUCAUAAAGAUAGCCAACAGGAGCAAGAGGUUACUUCUCCUAAGUCUAUGGAAAUCCAUCAUCAGAAGCAAAUUCUGAACACAAACAGCACUCAGCAAAAUCCUCAAAAACAUAUUCCAACCACUGCCACCAAGAGGUUGGAUCCUGAGGAAAAGAAGAAAAACAAGAGCCAUAAGGGGCAAAAACAAAAUAUAGAAAUCUCUUCUCCGAUGGAAAGAUUGUCACAAAUUGGUCACCAAUACGGUAAUCCAAAGGAUUCUAAUGAUGCUAAAGAGGAUGAUGAAGGUUUCUUCACGGUCAAAAAAGGUGUCAAAUCCAAAAAGGCCAUCCACAGGCUAAAAAAAAUCAUCCACAUUCAUAAAAUUAAGAUUGUUGCUAUCCUGGAACCUUUUGUAAGCAUUAACAAAAUUGAUGCCUAUAUGAGGUACCUUGGAUUUCAAUACAGUCUCAAUAACUUAAACGGCAAGAUCUGGUUCUUCUGGAAUAGCAACUACCGGACCUCUAUCAUAUCCAACACUGAUCAACAAAUCACCAUCAAAAUGUCUCAUAGUGUUUCUGGAAAACACCUCUUUAUUACCACUAUUUAUGCUAAGUGUACUGCUGCGGAAAGAAAAGAUCUUUGGAUCAGUUUGGAGAAUGUUUACCUACAGGUUGAUGGACCUUGGUGUUUAGGUGGAGAUUUUAAUGUCAUCCUUAACCCUUCGGAAAAGCUUGGUGGUAAACCUCAUAGAAUGUACAAGAGCUUAGAUUUUAGCAGUUGUAUGGACAAUUGCGAACUCACUGAUAUUGGUUUUAUGGGACCAAACUUCACCUGGUGCAACAAUAGAAGACCUGUGAAAAGAAUCUGGAAAAGGCUUGAUAGAGUGUUCAUCAAUGAUUCUUGGGGUCAACUAUUCCACAACAACAUUGUUAGACAUCUGCCUAGGACUGGAUCUGAUCACAGACCCCUUCUAAUCAACUGUCACAAUGCCUAUAAAAAUGGUAUCAAAUACUUCAAGUUCCUGGAUUUUUGGACGGAGCAGCCUAAUUUUUAUCAGUUAGUGGAAGAGACCUGGAAUGUUCGAAUUUUUGGUAACCCAAUGUGGAUACUCCAGCAAAAACUCAAAAUCCUUAGCAAGAAACUCAGUCAAUGGUCCAGAGAUGUUAUUGGUAACGUGUAUGAUGAAGUCAAUAUGUGGGAAACCAAGAUGCAUGAUCUGGAAAACUUGGACAGUUCUAUUAACACUGAACAAACUAGAGAGGACCUCAACAAAGGUAAUGCUGAAUACAUUAGAUGGCUGGAUAUGCAAGACAAGCUUCUAAAGCAGAAAGCUCACAUCAAAUGGACCGAAGAAGGGGAUAGAAAUAGUAAAUACUUUCACUGUUUGAUCAGGGACAGAAGAAGGAGACUGCAACUUCACAGAAUCAAAAACAGUAAUGGCAAUUGGGUACAAGGAGAUGAGGAUAUCUCAAAGGCUGCUAUACAUCAUUUUGAACACAUGUUCAACCUCAAUCACAACUUCACUGAUCAUGACAUUCUCAAUGUGAUCCCUAACUGUAUCAAUAAUGAUGAGAAUGAAGCCCUCAUUGCUAUUCCUGAUAUGGAAGAGAUCCGAAAUGCUGUUUUCAAUAUGAGCCCUUCUAGUGCUGCUGGUCCAGAUGGCUAUAACGGGAAUUUCUUUCAUAAAUGCUGGACUGUCAUUCAAGAGGACAUCAAAAACAUGGUUGAAUCACAUCUUUUGGAUAAGCUCAUUUCAAAACCACCGUUUUGUCAAAGCUGCGUACUUAUCACUGAAAAUGUUCUUCUAGCUCAAGAAUUAGCCCAAGGAGUGUCUCAGACUAAUCAAGGGGGCAACAUGAUCAUCAAAUUAGAUAUGGCAAAAGCUUAUGACAGAAUGUCAUGGGAUUUUCUACUAGCAGUUAUGAGCAAAUUUGGUUUCUCUGACAGCUGGACUACUAUUAUCAGAAGACUUAUAUCAGAUGUGUGGUAUUCUACUAUCAUAAAUGGUGAGCGAAAAGGUUUUUUCACCUCCUCUCAAGGUUUGAAGCAAGGCGACCCUUUAUCUCCAUCAUUAUUUAUCAUUGCUGCCGAGGUGCUAUCAAGAUUGCUCAAUAGCUUACAGCACAAUGAUAGAUUCGUUCCUUUCGGCAUAACUGAAUGGUCCAAUCAUUAA